Messenger RNA from Tribolium madens (black flour beetle), 982 nucleotides. RefSeq names its product ribosomal RNA-processing protein 7 homolog A. Gene Ontology annotation, cellular component: CURI complex; UTP-C complex. The record is from RefSeq and is a predicted model, not a curated record. The transcript is spliced from 2 exons. Bases 210 to 953 code for a protein of 247 amino acids. NCBI's taxonomy places the organism in Eukaryota, Metazoa, Arthropoda, Insecta, Coleoptera, Tenebrionidae. Gene Ontology annotation, molecular function: RNA binding. Gene Ontology annotation, biological process: ribosomal small subunit assembly; rRNA processing.
CAUCGAUAUCCUUCUUGGUUUCUAUGACCUCUAACUCCCAAAAUCCCAAAUAAGACAAUUUUUGUUUUGCUCAUAAUUUAUAUACUCUCGCACAUUGAUAACAACGAGUGCCACUAGUUUUAAAAUAUGAUAGGAAUAAAUCUAAAUUUUGACUCAUCAGAUAAGCAUAAACAAACAUAACCUCAAAAAGUCAUGUCAACACGUGCAAAAUGACAACUCAAAGUGUCCAGGGCUUCACAGUUAUUCCUUUUUAUUUCUCAAGUGAUAGCACAGAUCAUCAUGACAUGUUUCUCAAAGAACACUCUGUUAGGAAUUUUGAGGAGAAGAAGCCCCCCGGGAAAACCCUUUUUGUUCUCAAUGUGCCCCCCUAUCUCACGGAAGAGCACAUGAAAGACGUAUUUUCUCCGGCUGGAAAAGUACAAUCAGUUAUGCUUCAAACAAGUGUAAAUGAGACUAAUGAAUUGUGCGGAUUUAAAAUAGCCUAUGUGGUGUUUACAAAACGUGAAAGUCUCUUAAAAGCAUUAAAAUUGGAGCGUUUGACUUUGUUAAAUUCAAGAAACGUUUUAUUAGGAGUAAGUAAAUGGAUUCACGAAUAUAAUUCAACGGUUUACAAUCAUGAAAAACUGAACGAAGAAGUGAACAAUUACAUUAAACAACAUGAAAAGGAAGAAGAGGAGAAGAAGUCGAGUGAGAAGCAAGAAGUAGAUGAUGAAGGGUGGACUGUAGUGACUAAAAAAGGGCGAAAUCCGGGUUUGUCUAGAAAGGAAAGUGUGGAAAAUAAACUAAUAAAGAAAAACAAAAUCAAGUCUAAGAAGAAAGAACUGAAGAAUUUCUACACCUUCCAGUUGAAGGAACAGAAAAUGAACAACAUAAUCGCGCUAAGGAAGAGUUUCCAAGAAUCAAAGGAAAAGGUGAAUUUGAUGAAGAAAAUGCGAAAUUUUAAGCCGUUUUAAUCGUGGAAUAAAAAUUUAUUUAGACUCUU